AUGAGUCUGAUUGAUAUGCUGGGCCUGCAGGAACUCGAGGAGAACUACAACAGGGCUUUCUCUGAGGCCUUGGCAGCCUUUGGCAACGGCUCUCUGUUUGUGGAGAAGUUCAUUGAGAAACCAAGGCACAUUGAGGUGCAGAUUCUAGGUGAUAAGUAUGGGAAUGUGAUCCACCUGUAUGAGAGGGACUGCUCCAUCCAGAGACGGCAUCAGAAGGUGGUGGAGAUCGCCCCUGCUGCCCAGCUAGACCCACAAAUCAGGGACAGACUGACAGCCGACUCCGUCAUCCUGGCCAGACAGGUGGGCUACGAGAAUGCCGGCACCGUGGAGUUCCUAUUGGACAAGCAUGGCAAACACUACUUCAUCGAGGUCAACUCCCGCCUUCAGGUGGAACACACCGUCACCGAGGAGAUCACUGAUGUGGACCUGGUGCACGCUCAGAUCCGUGUGUGUGAGGGCCGCAGUCUGCCAGAGCUGGGCCUCAGGCAGGACAAGAUCCGCAUCAACGGCUGCGCCAUCCAGUGUCGCGUUACCACUGAAGAUCCCGCCCGUGGCUUCCAACCUGACACCGGACGUCUGGAGGUCUUCCGGAGUGGAGAGGGGAUGGGCAUCCGUCUGGACAGCGCCUCGGCCUUCCAGGGUGCUGUGGUGUCGCCGCACUACGACUCGCUGCUGGUCAAGGUCAUCUCCAGCGGCAAGGACCUGCCCACCGCCGCCGCCAAAAUGCACCGAGCCCUCGUCGAGUUCCGCAUCAGAGGGGUCAAGACCAACAUCCCUUUCCUGCUGAAUGUCUUGAGCCAUGACCAGUUCCUGUACAGCACUGUGGACACCCAGUUCAUUGAUGAGAAUCAGAAUCUCUUCAACCUCAAGCCAGUGCAGAACAGAGCCCAGAAACUACUGCAUUACCUCGGUUAUGUAAUGGUUAAUGGGCCAACAACACCAAUACCAGUCAAAGCCAAACCGUCUACUACUGACCCAGUCGUCCCUACUGUUCCUCUUGGUGAGCCCCCCAAGGGCCUGCGUGAUGUGCUGCUGAAGGAGGGUCCUGAGGGUUUUGCGCGGGCAGUGCGCAACCACCCUGGCCUGCUGCUGAUGGACACCACCUUCCGCGACGCCCACCAGUCCUUGCUGGCCACGCGCGUGCGCACGCACGACCUCAAGAAGAUUGCGCCGUUCGUGGCGCACAACUUCAGCAACCUCUACAGCCUGGAGAACUGGGGAGGUGCUACAUUUGACGUGGCCAUGCGUUUCCUGUAUGAGUGUCCUUGGCGGCGUCUGCAGGAGUUGAGAGCGCUCAUCCCCAACGUGCCGUUCCAGAUGCUGCUCCGCGGAGCCAACGCCGUGGGCUACACCAACUACCCCGACAAUGCCGUCUUCAAGUUCUGUGAGGUUGCCAAGGAGAACGGCAUGGACAUCUUCCGCGUCUUCGACUCGCUCAACUACCUUCCCAACAUGCUCCUGGGAAUGGAAGCGGCCGGCUCGGCGGGCGGCGUGGUGGAGGCGGCCAUCUCCUACACGGGCGACGUGUCCGACCCCAUGCGCCAGAAGUACUCGCUGGACUACUACCUGGGGCUGGCCGAGGAGCUGGUCAAAGCCGGCACACACAUACUCUCCAUUAAGGACAUGGCGGGGCUUUUGAAGCCUGAGGCUAGCCGCGUGCUGAUUGGUGCACUGCGCGACCGUUUCCCUGAGGUGCCCAUCCACGUGCACACCCACGACACGGCGGGGGCAGGAGUAGCGGCCAUGCUGGCGUGCGCCGAGUCUGGUGCUGACGUUGUGGACGUGGCUGUGGACUCCAUGUCCGGCAUGACCUCCCAGCCCAGCAUGGGUGCAUUGGUGGCCUGCACCAACGGCACCAAACUCCACACAGGCAUCUCCAUGGACAAGGUCUUCGACUACAGCGAGUACUGGGAGGUGGCCAGGGGCCUGUAUGCGCCGUUCGACUGCACGGCCACCAUGAAGUCCGGCAACGCCGACGUGUACGAGAACGAGAUCCCGGGCGGUCAGUACACCAACUUGCACUUCCAGGCGCACAGCAUGGGCCUGGGCAACAAGUUUAAAGAGGUGAAGAAGGCCUACGCGGAGGCCAACAAGCUCUUGGGAGACCUCAUCAAGGUGACGCCGUCCUCCAAGAUCGUAGGCGACCUGGCCCAGUUCAUGGUGCAGAACUCGCUGACGCGGGCGGAGGUGGAGGAGCGCGCCGACGAGCUCUCCUUCCCGCUGUCCGUGGUGGAGUACCUGCAGGGCCUCAUCGGCAUCCCCCACGGAGGCUUCCCCGAGCCGCUCAGGUCAAAGGUGCUGAAGAAUCUGCCCCGUAUUGAAGGACGUCCGGGCGCCACCCUGCCCCCUCUGGACUUUGAGGGUCUGGAGGCCAAUCUGAAGUCCGCGUGGGGUGAAGAGAUCACGCCGGAGGACGUCAUGUCCGCAGCCAUGUACCCAAAGGUCUUCCAGGAGUACAAGGAGUUCACAGCCCAGUACGGCCCCGUCGAGUGCCUCAACACGCGCCUCUUCCUGGACGGACCAAAAAUCGCUGAAGAGAUCGAGGUUGAGCUGGAGAGGGGCAAGACCCUCCACAUCAAAGCCCUCGCACUCGGCAACCUCAAUAAGAUCGGCCAGAGGGGAGUGUUCUUCGAGCUCAACGGUCAGCUCCGCACUGUCCUGGUCAAGGACACCUUGGCCAUGAAGGAGAUGCACUUCCACCCCAAGGCCCUGAAGGACGUGCUUGGCCAGGUGGGGGCGCCGAUGCCCGGUAAAGUGGUGGAGGUGAAGGUGAAGGAGGGCCAGAAGGUGGAGAAGGGUCAGCCCCUGUGCGUGCUCAGCGCCAUGAAGAUGGAGACGGUGGUCAACUCGCCCGUGGCCGGCACCGUGGCCAAGUUGUAUGUGAACUCCGACAGCACGCUGGAGGCCAAUGACCUCGUCAUGGAGAUCACCGAGGACUAGGAUGGACA
Molecule: messenger RNA, 2948 nt
Organism: Alosa alosa (allis shad)
Lineage: Eukaryota; Metazoa; Chordata; Actinopteri; Clupeiformes; Clupeidae
Product: pyruvate carboxylase, mitochondrial-like
Exons: 16
Coding region: 1-2940 (979 amino acids)
Biological process (GO): gluconeogenesis; pyruvate metabolic process
Cellular component (GO): cytoplasm
Molecular function (GO): pyruvate carboxylase activity; ATP binding; metal ion binding
Source: RefSeq, a predicted model, not a curated record